AUGGCGUCGCUGCCGUCGUCUGCUUCCCAUCAUCACCAUCCCAGCCGGCCUCGGCCUCGCAACCUUCAGCUCACCAGGAGCGCGAGCCACGAUCAGCCCCCUCCGGCCGCCGACCUCAAUCGACCUCUGCCCCCUCCUCCACCGCCACCACCAGCGACGGCGGCUGCUGAAACCUACGAGAUUCCAACUCUGCGCCGAAAACCCGUCCCCAACGAACCUCCGGACGCUGGAGCCGCAAAGCUCAACCACAGUCGCUCAUUCAGCCACCCAUUUCCCUCUAUUUUCGGUUCGAGGAAGACGGAGAAAAAGAAUAAACAUGGCGGCGACUUGGACGGCACACGGGAUGCGCGACAUGAAGAAGCCGGCAACAAGCACACAGCUGCUGAAGGCUCUUCGUCACGCGACGAUCGGCAGCCGGUGACGGGCAGAUGCAUGACUUGUGACUCGACUGUACGAUGGCCGCAAGGGCUCAAGGUCUUUCGUUGCACCACUUGUUUGACCAUCAACGACCUGGAAUUCAACCCGGAAAAGAGGCCGGAUGCCCAGGGCCCCGCGCCUCAACGCAAGAUCCUGCCAGUGUCGGUGGAGAGGACAAGAUCACUGCUUGAUCGUUGUCUCGUGCAGUAUCUCGAGUCUCGCGUGGGCCGAGAUGAGCCGUCCACCCCUGCUCGUCCGAUCCCAGGCGAGAAUGACACACCGGCCGACGAUUCGUUCCUGAUGGAGGGAUCUCCCCCCGAGGGUAUCCUCUAUAACCAGCUCACCGACGAACAGGACUCUCCACCGCCAUCUCCUCGUCCGCGUAUCAAUCCACGAAGCCCGUCCGAAGAGUCAACCCUGUCAACGCAUCACUCGGGUCGUAAUGCUGGCCCAGCCUUCGUUCAGGGUCAGUCAACUGACCCUUUUUCCUCCACCACCUCACCGCCGAUUAGGCAUCGUGACGCGAGGGCCUAUCAGCUAUCGGAAACUGGCCCGACAACCAGUUCUAAUUCCGGUCCCAGGUGGGAUAUUUUCUACCUGGUUGAGGAUUAUAUUGCUAGCUGCUUUGUCGGGUGUGCCGUCUUGAACCAUUCAUUCCUCACGCCCAGGCCACCACAAGAGCCCAACCUGAAGCCUCGAUCGAGCUCAGGGACGCGACAAAGGCGGCAAUUAUCUGAUAAUAUUUCGGCUCCGAGUUUCGACAAUGAUGUGUUUCUCUCCGAGCUUGACGCCAAAACCCUACUGCUUGGAGAUGUUGCAGAGAAUGGCUCGUGGUGGCUGGGCGCUCCGGGCGGACGAGUGGCGACAGGCAAAGAUGUCAAUCAUCAAAGAGACAAAUCGCCCGACAAAAACCGCUCUUCAGCAAGUGCACGACACCACAGGAUUAACUGGCUUGAACUAGCCGAAUGGUAUCGGCUCAUUAUAUAUGCAGGGGACCUUUGGGAACAGAGAUGGCACGAACUAUUGCCGAAACUCUCGGACGCGAGAGCCCAGCAAUAUUGGCGUUCCACUCCUUUGGAAAGCCUUCAGCGAGAUAUCAUCGAGUCGCGGAUACACUUGCAGCGAAGUCUGCUCAAAGUGUCCGAGAACCUACUGAAGCGCCCAAGGCAGCCGCUGAAGCAUGCAGAGGAUUGUCGUUUCCUACUGAUUCUUCUGGCAAACCCACUGCUGACCCCAGCACGACUCGAGGCCGGAAAGAUGUUCGGGACGACGAUGCCCCAUCCACCCAUCCCUGCCGCAAGACUGCAGGUCGAGGGGAGAACGCGCGACUCGCCUUCCAAGCGUAUCCCCAGCAGCGGCAGACGACCAGGAAGCCUAGGCCACCACUCUGGCAUCAUCAAGCGAAUUCUAGGUCUGAUGGCCAAUCUUUCCAAUGAGAACCAUCAGUAUCUGGUCUCCUGGUUUUCCAGGUAUGCGGAUGGUCACUUUCAGCGGACGGUGGAGAUGGUGGGCAGUUUCGUCACAUAUAGGCUGUCAAGGCAGCAGAAGAACCCCGUGCACGAACCUGUAAAUCCCACGGAAGGGCUUGUUCCCAGCUUCUCUGAUUCUGGCAUGCAUCACGCAUCCCAGAUCCAUGCCGCCCUUGGAGGUUACAGGCCUGCGUCCACAGCCACAGGCAAGACCCAGGAAAAGCCCAAGUUGACUGCCUAUGGCGAAGACUGGCAGAUCCGCGUCGCUGCACGGGUCAUGGCUCUGCUGUUCCAAGCGAAUGUGGGUCAUGUUGCGCGGAAGAGGGAUGCCUCUGCGGCACAUGAGCAAAGACUGCACAGCCCAGGCCUGAAUGCGAAAUAUCGAGCGUAUAUGCACGGCCAGAUUGUCCCGAUCAGCAACUUCUACAACACGAUGCUGGACUAUGCCGAUCUCGUGGCUGACUUCGAGACCUGGGAGAAUACCAAGACCAAGUUUACCUUCUGUCAGUAUCCCUUCUUCCUCAGCAUUUACGCCAAGAUACAUAUUCUCGAGCACGACGCCAGGAGACAGAUGGAAGUGAAGGCAAGGGAAGCCUUUUUCGACAGUAUUCUUAGCCGCAGAGCUGUGAGUCAAUAUCUGAUACUCAAGGUUCGACGCGACUGCCUGGUGGAGGACAGUCUUCGUGGCGUUUCAGAGGUCGUCGGGUCAGGGGGAAGCGAGAUCAAGAAAGGUCUGCGCAUCGACUUCCAAGGAGAAGAGGGCGUCGAUGCAGGGGGUCUGCGCAAAGAGUGGUUCCUGCUACUGACCAGGGAAAUCUUCGAUCCCUAUCAUGGAUUGUUCGUCUACGACGAUGACUCACAAUACUGUUAUUUCAAUCCCUUCUGCUUCGAAUCAUCCGAGCAGUUCUUUUUGGUCGGCGUGCUGCUAGGACUGGCCAUCUACAACUCGACCAUUCUGGACGUGGCCUUUCCACCUUUUGUGUUCAAGAAGAUGUUGGCUUCAGCACCUUCGACGGGAGACAAGUUAACAUCUACACCCAAAGUCGCCCAUGGUUACGCAUUGGAGGACUUGGCCGAGUUCCGGCCCGUCCUCGCCAAGGGUCUCAGGCAACUCCUCGAAUUCGAGGGAGACGUCGAGGCAACCUUCUGUCGCGAUUUUGUUGCGGAAAUGGACCGCUAUGGGGAAAUCGUCCAGGUCCCACUGUGUCCCGGCGGCGAGAAACGAGCAGUCACCAACUCCAACCGAAGAGAAUUCGUGGAUCUAUACGUGCACUAUCUGCUUGACACGGCGGUGGCGCGACAGUAUGAACCAUUCAAGCGUGGCUUUUUCACCGUCUGCGGUGGCAACGCGCUUUCACUAUUUCGACCAGAAGAGAUUGAGCUGCUCGUCCGCGGGUCCGAUGAGCCCCUUGACAUUGCCAGCUUGCGCGCUGUGGCGACGUAUGAAGGCUGGCCCAAGGCCGAAGGGCCCCCUGAGCAGCAACCCCAGGUGAUAUGGUUCUGGGAGUUCUUCGCCCGGGUGUCUCCUACGGAUCAACGAAAGAUAUUGAGCUUCAUCACGGCCAGCGAUCGCAUCCCGGCCAUGGGUGCCACGAAUCUUGUUAUCAGAAUCCAGCUGAUCCGCGAGAAGGAAGAGUUUGACUUGUUUGGAGCGCCUGCGAACAAACCGAGCGAGCGUUUUCCCAUUGCAAGGACGUGCUUCAAUACGCUGAGCUUGUAUCGGUAUGCUUCGAGGCAAAAGCUGGAGGAGAAGCUGUGGACCGCGGUGCAAUGUAGUGAGGGCUUCGGAUUAAAAUGA
Cladophialophora carrionii CBS 160.54 is the source of this 3684-nucleotide messenger RNA. RefSeq lists its product as uncharacterized. Gene Ontology annotation, biological process: protein polyubiquitination. The coding region runs from base 1 to 3684 and encodes 1227 amino acids. The record is from RefSeq and is a predicted model, not a curated record. Gene Ontology annotation, molecular function: ubiquitin protein ligase activity. Lineage: Eukaryota; Fungi; Ascomycota; Eurotiomycetes; Chaetothyriales; Herpotrichiellaceae. The transcript has a single exon.